GUUUGGACUCUCCACUAGCAGCUUGCCUUGGAAAGACCGAGUCAUUUCGGUGCCGUCACUCCACUCUAAGUGUUGUGUGUUUGGAGAAAAUUAAUUAAAACCACCUGGUUAAAAACCAACGAACGCGCGGAAGGGGUGUUGGGUCGCGCAUUUGGGCGGCGCAGGGCAUUAGGGCUGCAUGGGAGCUGAGGCUGAGUCACACCCCUGAGAAGUGGUACUGGGGAGACGGGCGGACAGGAAGGGAGCGAGUGAAAGAGAGAGAGAGAGAGAGAGAGAGAGAGAGAGAGAGAGAGAGCGAGCGAGCGAGCGUGUGAGUAUAGCAGCAGUUGCGACGCAGCGGCACGUCGGAGCGGUUGGGUUCGGCUCGCGCAGCCCACGUAGCGAGCGUGCAAGCAUGGCCGGCGACAGCGAGACUCGAGCGGAGGACCGAGAGCACCGCAAGAACGGAGUCCGACAGCCGUUCCUCAUCGGCGUGGCUGGGGGCACUGCUAGCGGCAAGUCGUCUGUCUGCGGGAAGAUCAUGGAGCUGCUCGGUCAGAACGAGAUCGACCAUCGUAAGCGGCAGGUGGUCAUCCUCAGCCAGGACAGCUUCUACAGAGUGCUCACCCCCGAGCAGAAGAGCAAGGCACUCAAGGGCCAAUUCAACUUCGACCACCCUGACGCUUUUGACAAUGAGCUCAUCGUCAAGACCCUGUGGGAGAUCAUGGAAGGCAAAACCGUGCAGAUCCCGGUAUAUGACUUUGUCACUCAUUCCAGAAAGGAGGAGAGCGUUACCGUGUACCCUGCGGAUGUGGUGCUCUUCGAGGGCAUCCUCAUGUUCUACUCCCAGGAGAUCAGAGACGUGUUCCAAAUGAAGCUCUUUGUGGACACAGACGCAGACACUCGAUUGUCUCGCAGAGUGCUACGGGACAUCAGCGAGCGUGGCCGUGACCUGGAGCAGGUGCUGACACAAUACAUCACGUUUGUAAAACCAGCCUUUGAGGAGUUCUGUUUGCCAACGAAGAAGUAUGCUGAUGUGAUAAUCCCUCGUGGGGCAGACAACCUUGUUGCCAUAAACCUCAUUGUGCAACACAUCCAAGACAUUCUCAACGGGGGGCUGACCAAGCGGCAGAACGGCUGCUUGAACGGCUACAGCACACCCCGCAAGCGGCAGGCCUCCGAGUCCAGCAGUCGGCCGCACUGACCGCGCCGCCCUCCUGCUGCCCCCCUGCUCUUAGCAGGCUGGCUUUUUAAAGGAGGGGAAGUUAUGGUGUACAUAGCUCCAGUCCGCCAUGCUGUAUUAAGUGACGAUGCAAGAGUUUAAAACUGAUGGCUUUUUUUUUUUUAAAAAAAAUACUUUGUUCUUUUUGGACUGAAUUAAUACUAAGGGGCAUAAAAUGGGUUCCUGAUAUUGUAAUGCUUGCAGGUCAAACGUCACUCCUUUUUAAUUUAUUCAUUUUCUUAUGGCUUUCUUUUAAGCAGCCCCUUGCUGUCUCUUUUUAAACUUUCUGAAAUGAAUAAAGGAAGACAAAUGCUAGUUGUUAGACAACACUUAAAACCCAUGCUGCUUACUGAGAGUGACCGGUCGUAUUGCUUGUGAUGUCCGGACGACGGGAACACCCUCAUCGGGUGGCAGGGGUGAGCGGCUUGUUACGGGUGGUACAGAGCUUUAGCAAGAACUCAGGACUUUGGAGGUUUUUUGUUGUUAAAACUCUUGUUAUGCACAAAUACCAAUGCAAUUCUUGCCGCCUUCCCCCAGCUCCUCAGUGCCAUUUUACUUGCAGUUUUCCCUCUUUGGCAACAAUAGCAGAUCUUGCCUUGGGUCUUCUGUUUCCUCGCGAAUCAGCGUCUGCACUUCGCUCUGAAUGAAAGUGCUUGGUGAAUAGAUGCAUAAGUCAUAUUUAAAAACCUACGGCAUUCAACUGACUAGGUUGAUGUUGGGUCUGCAGGCGGUGUGGUGCUCCUGUAUAACCUCCCCAGGCUGUUUUUCCACCAAGCCAGUUGAAUGAAUAUUUUUGUGCACAGUUUGUGUGUCUACACAUCGGUUCAGCAAUGCAGUUUGAGGUUAGGUCUGUUUCAGGUCCAGCAACUUGGUGUGCCAUCUUUAAAGAAAAACUUAGUCUUUGUGCCAUUUAAUCCUGUUUUUCAUUCAAUAAUAAUAAUGAUGAUCAUAAUCCAUUUUAGAAUGUUUAUUUCCAAUAAGCUUUUCUGUCUCAAAUGAGCUGAUCUCUUAGGUAAGAAGGUCAAGCUAAAA
Messenger RNA from Scleropages formosus (Asian bonytongue), 2233 nucleotides. It is a transcript of the gene uck2b, whose product is annotated as uridine-cytidine kinase 2b. NCBI's taxonomy places the organism in Eukaryota, Metazoa, Chordata, Actinopteri, Osteoglossiformes, Osteoglossidae. The coding region runs from base 395 to 1183 and encodes 262 amino acids. Gene Ontology annotation, molecular function: ATP binding; kinase activity. The transcript is spliced from 7 exons. The record is from RefSeq and is a predicted model, not a curated record.